Messenger RNA from Naumovozyma castellii, 1107 nucleotides. It is a transcript of the gene RBG2, whose product is annotated as Rbg2p. NCBI's taxonomy places the organism in Eukaryota, Fungi, Ascomycota, Saccharomycetes, Saccharomycetales, Saccharomycetaceae. The transcript has a single exon. The record is from RefSeq and is a predicted model, not a curated record. Bases 1 to 1107 code for a protein of 368 amino acids.
AUGGGUGUUAUCGAUAAAAUUAAGGCCAUCGAAGAGGAGAUGGCUCGUACGCAGAAGAAUAAAGCUACGGAACAUCAUUUAGGUUUGCUUAAGGGUAAAUUGGCUCGUUAUAGAGCUCAAUUGCUAGCGGAUGAAGCAGGCUCCACGGGUGGUGGUGGGUCAGGUUUCGAAGUGGCUAAAUCUGGUGAUGCCAGAGUCGUGUUGAUUGGGUAUCCAUCUGUGGGUAAAUCUUCAUUAUUAGGGAAAAUUACUUCGACUAAAUCUGAAAUUGCACAUUAUGCAUUUACCACAUUGACUUCCGUUCCCGGUGUCUUGAAAUAUCAAGGUGCAGAGAUUCAAAUUGUGGAUUUACCUGGUAUUAUUUAUGGUGCCUCGCAGGGGAAAGGUCGUGGUAGACAAGUGGUGGCUACAGCAAGGACUGCUGACUUAGUGUUGAUGGUUCUCGAUGCUACCAAGAGUAAAUAUCAACGAGAAUCUUUGGAGAAGGAAUUGGAGGCUGUUGGGAUAAGAUUAAACAAGGAGAAGCCAAAUAUUUAUUAUAAGAAGAAGGAAACCGGAGGUGUAAAAGUGACAUUCACUGCCCCACCGCAGCAAAAUUUGACUGAAGAGACUAUUAAAAUGAUCUUGAAAGAUUAUCGUGUUCAUAAUGCUGAUGUCUUGGUGAGAGAUGAUCAAUGUACCAUUGAUGACUUCAUUGAUAUAAUUAAUGACCAACAUAGAAAUUAUAUCAGAUGUCUCUAUGUUUAUAAUAAGAUUGAUGCUGUGUCUCUUGAAGAAGUGGAUAAAUUAGCUAGAGAACCUAACACAGUAGUCAUGUCUUGUGAAAUGGAUUUGGGGUUGCAGGAUGUGGUGGAAGAAAUUUGGUAUCAAUUGAAUCUAAGUCGUGUUUAUACGAAGAAGCGUGGUUUGAAGCCAUCAUUUGAUGAUCCCUUAGUUGUAAGGAAUAACUCUACAGUGGGUGACCUAUGUCAUAGUAUCCAUAGAGAUUUCAAAGAGAAAUUUAAGUAUGCUCUUAUAUGGGGGUCAUCAGCUAAGCAUUCUCCUCAGAAAUGUGGGUUAAAUCAUAAGAUUGAUGAUGAAGAUGUUAUUACGUUGUUCACCAAGUAG